Racocetra persica is the source of this 147-nucleotide messenger RNA. Lineage: Eukaryota; Fungi; Glomeromycota; Glomeromycetes; Diversisporales; Gigasporaceae. The record is from the annotation of a GenBank genome assembly.
AUGGAGUCUGAAAAAUCUGAAUAUGUCUCGUCAAAUGGGGGAAAUGACCUUGAAGGUGAUGAACAGAAAGCGUUCAUAUAUUGUCGAGAAUCUGUUGUUAUAAGGCAAAGGAAGGAACCAUUCUUGAUGAUGUUGAAUGUCAAGUGA